Marmota flaviventris (yellow-bellied marmot) is the source of this 1943-nucleotide messenger RNA. It is a transcript of the gene Lactb, whose product is annotated as lactamase beta. Gene Ontology annotation, cellular component: mitochondrion. NCBI's taxonomy places the organism in Eukaryota, Metazoa, Chordata, Mammalia, Rodentia, Sciuridae. The record is from RefSeq and is a predicted model, not a curated record. Gene Ontology annotation, biological process: regulation of lipid metabolic process; proteolysis. Gene Ontology annotation, molecular function: peptidase activity.
CCAACCUGCGAGAGCUCUGAAGUGUCCGGCUUUCCAGAGAAGCCAUGUACCGGCUCCUGUCAGCCGUGACACUGCAGGCUGCGACCCCCGGGGGCCCGGCCUGGGGCUGCGGGCGGCGUGGGGCCCACCAGCGGGCUGGGCUGCCGCCGCUCGGCAACGGCUGGGUCGGGGGCCUGGGGCUGGGGCUGGGGCUGGCGCUCGGGGUGAAGCUGGCGGGAGGGCUAAGAGGCGCCGCCCCCGCUCAACCCCCGGCGGCCCCCGACCCCGAGGCGUGGCCUCAGGCCGUGCCGCUGCUGGAGCAGUCCCUCGCCCCGCGGUCUCUGCAGACCCCGGCGUCUCCCCACUCCCGGUGCUUCGCCAGAGCCAUUGAGAGCAGCCGGGACCUGCUGCACAGAAUCAAGGACGAGGUGGGUGCACCAGGAAUAGUGGUCGGAGUUUCUGUAGAUGGAAAAGAAGUCUGGUCAGAAGGUUUAGGCUAUGCCGAUGUUGAGAACCGGGUGCCAUGUAAACCAGAGACAGUUAUGAGAAUUGCCAGCAUCAGCAAAAGCCUCACCAUGGUUGCUCUUGCCAAAUUGUGGGAAGCAGGGAAACUGGAUCUUGAUGUUCCAGUACAACAUUAUGUUCCUGAAUUCCCAGAAAAAGAAUAUGAAGGUGAAAAGGUUUCUGUCACAACAAGAUUGCUAAUAUCCCACUUAAGUGGAAUUCGUCAUUAUGAAAAGGACAUGAAAAAGGUGAAAGAAGAAAAGGCUUAUAAAGCCUUGAAGAUGAUGAAAGGAACAAUGGCAUCUGACCAAGAAAAAGAAUUGAAAGAAAAAGGAAGCAAAAGUAAUGAAAAUAAUGACUUUUCUAAAGCUAAAUCAGAACAGGAUAAUGAAUCCAAAUGUCGGAAACAUGGCAAGAAAAAAAAUGAUUUUGAACAAGGUGAAUUAUAUUUGAAAGAAAAGUUCGAAAAUUCAAUUGAAUCCCUAAAAUUAUUUAAAAAUGAUCCUUUGUUCUUUAAACCUGGUAGUCAGUUUUUGUACUCAACUUUUGGCUAUACCCUACUGGCAGCCAUAGUAGAAAGAGCUUCAGGAUAUAAAUAUUUGGACUAUAUGCAGAAAAUAUUCCAUGACUUGGAUAUGCUGACAACUGUGCAGGAAGAAAAUGAGCCAGUGAUUUACAAUAGAGCAAGAUUUUAUGUUUACAAUAAAAAGAGACGUCUUAUCAACACACCUUACGUGGAUAAUUCCUAUAAGUGGGCUGGUGGUGGAUUUCUGUCUACAGUGGGUGACCUUCUGAAAUUUGGGAAUGCAAUGCUGUAUGGUUACCAAGUCGGGCUGUUUAAGAACUCAAAUGAAAAUCUUUUACCUGGAUAUCUCAAACCAGAAACAAUGGUUAUGAUUUGGACACCAGUCCCUAACACAGAAAUGUCUUGGGAUAAAGAGGGUAAAUAUGCAAUGGCAUGGGGUGUUGUAGAAAAAAAACAAACACAUGGUUCUUGUAGGAAGCAACGGCAUUAUGCUUCACAUACUGGAGGUGCAGUGGGUGCCAGUAGUGUCCUGCUAGUCCUUCCUGAAGAACUGGAUACAGAAGUUAUAAAUAACAAAGUCCCCCCAAGGGGAAUAAUUGUUUCUAUCAUAUGUAACAUGCAGUCUGUUGGCCUCAAUAGCACUGCUUUAAAGAUUGCCCUGGAAUUUGAUAAAGACAGAUCAGAGUGAUACCAUAACAUCACAGGUGCAAAAUAACCUGUUCUUUUUUUUAAUCAUUAAAAUUCCAAAAUAUGAGAUUUUUAUGAAUAAAUUUGUAAUAGACUUCAAUGGAAUGCAGAAAAUUAUGUACUUGUAAUUGCUUAAUUUUGUAACUGUCUUUUAUUAUAGAAUUUGUUCUUUAUACUCAGGGAAGUAACUAUAGUUUCUACUUUUUGAAAAAAGUGUUGACUGUUGAAAUAAAAUAUUCUGAUAAAA